This is a messenger RNA of Komagataella phaffii GS115, 1983 nucleotides long. Its product is annotated as Integral membrane protein of unknown function. The coding region runs from base 1 to 1983 and encodes 660 amino acids. NCBI's taxonomy places the organism in Eukaryota, Fungi, Ascomycota, Pichiomycetes, Pichiales, Pichiaceae. The transcript has a single exon. The record is from RefSeq and is a predicted model, not a curated record. Gene Ontology annotation, biological process: protein folding in endoplasmic reticulum. Gene Ontology annotation, cellular component: cytoplasm; membrane.
AUGUUGGUCGCCUGGUUUCUUCUAUUGCUCGUGUCCAGUUGUAUUUGUAAUGAUGAUAAAUUAAACGAUAGCAAUCCUUUGAAAGAAGCUGAACAGGAGGAAGAUUCCCGAUUUAUGUCUUUUGAAGAGUGGAAGAAGAAAAAAAUAGACAAUACUAGAAACGAUAAAGCAAUUCAAGAUGAUCAGAAAAGUCAUAAUGUCUAUAGAGAACCUGAAAGAUCUUACAGGAAUAAUGAAUUGAAUGGAGUCUUAGGUGAAGAUAUGGAGAUUGACCUGGAAAUGUUCACGGGAGUUGAUAGAGAUGAUGAAAUCGGAAAAGUUUAUCAGCAAAGAUUCAAUUACGCCUCAUUUGAUUGUGCGGCAACGAUAGUAAAGACGAAUACGGAAGCCAAAGGAGCUUCUUCUAUCCUGAACGAGAAUAAAGACUCCUACUUACUAAACAAAUGUGAUGUUGCCAAUCAAUAUGCCGUUGUGGAACUCUGUCAAGAUAUUCUGGUUGAUACUGUCGUAUUGGCAAACUAUGAGUUUUUUUCGUCUGGAUUCAAGACUGUCAGGUUUAGUGUUAGUGAUAGGUUCCCAGUUCCAGCCAAUGGAUGGAAAGUACUAGGUGACUUCGAUGCUUCUAAUACUAGAAGUAUUCAAACUUUCAACAUUGAGAGCCCUUUAAUUUGGGCCAGGUACCUGAAAAUCGAGAUUUUAUCUCACUAUGGAAAUGAAUAUUACUGCCCCCUGUCUCUAGUAAGAGUUCAUGGAAAAACAAUGAUGGAGAAAUUCAAGCUUGAAGAAGUUGAAGAAGAAGAAAAAGCAAACACCGAAAACGGUCAGAAUACCAAUAUUGCAACUCAAUCUAAAGCAAUUGCUGCUAAUCAAACAAAUGUCCAGAAUAAGUUUAUAUCCCCUAAUGGGAAGAACAUCACAGUAUUAUGUAAGAAUUCUUCAAAAACUAAUUGUGACCCAGAAUCAGCUCAAGUUAAACCUCUGAAAGAUGAAGAUGAAAAUGAAGAAGAUUGUCCUGUCUCAUUCAAACAUUUUUCACUGGAUGAAUUUCUGACUGAGCACUCUAAAGAAAUAUGUUUGGAGAAAGAUGAGCAAAGCUCAGAUCAUAUAUCAAUCGAACCUCCGCUGAGUUCUUCAGAACCCAAAACUCAGGAGUCAAUCUACAAGAAUAUAAUAAAGAGGAUUUCGUUAUUGGAAUCUAACGCUACGCUAUCGUUGUUGUACAUAGAAGAGCAAAGCAGAUUGUUGUCAAAUGCAUUCUCAAAGUUGGAAGAACGACAGUCUUUGCGGUUUGAAGCAAUGUUGGAUUCUGUCAAUAGUUCAAUCCAGAAUCAGAUUCAACUGAUUGAUGAUCUUAAGUUAUAUUUUAAGGUUGAAUUUGAGACUCUUCUAGCCGGAAGCAAAACGAAGCAUGAAAGAGCACUUGUAGAGAAUAUUGAGCUAAUCAGUUCCAUUUCCGAUGAUUUGGUGUUUCAAAAAAAGCUAAUUUUCUUCACCAUAUUUGCAGGGCUGUGUUUAUUUGCAUUUGUCAUCUUCAACCGAGAAACCUACAUUGAGUCCACUUAUGAAGAUGACCAUUUGGAGUACAUCAAGGAUAGGAACAGGUACCGGGACAGAAGCGGAGAUGAAAGUUCGACCCUAGGAUCUCCUGAGCCUUUUCAACCUAUUUCCCGAUCUUCAACCCCCGAUUCUUCAUCACCCCUUACGCCCCUCCCAGGUCCUCAGCUUGCUCCUAUUCCGAUUCAUUUGACAAAUAGGAAAAAAGCAACUUCAUUUGAACGUAAGAAUAAGAACCAUACUGACCUUAUUUACAAGAGGACUGCUACCAAUUCAUAUGAAGUUGGAAGUAAGACAGAACGCCCUACCGAAUCGGAGCCUGAGGCCAACCUAGAGCCUAAUACUGGGGAAUACACUGACAAUGAGGCAGACGAUGUGUUCAGUAAUCCAUCCAAACACGAGCCCAGCGAAGCUACAUCUAGUAUUUAG